AUGAUCAGGAGAAUUCAAAUUACACCUAUAGGUAAUAAUACUACGAGAAAUGAGUGUCAUCAGUCUGGUUUGGUAAAAUUCCUCAAACAACCAUGUCUACUAAUACUUCAUGUCACAUGUUUACUGGUCACACUAUUGAGUAAUUUAAGCUCAAGUUGGAUAAUUGUGAAUGAUUUAUACCAACAACUUCCUGGUCUAGUAUUCGACAAAAUAUCAAAAUUUCUAUUUAUCAGUUAUAUCCUAUUCAGUAUUAUCGAAUUUGUAUUAAGUAUAACAGAAGUAUUUCUAUGGAUUAAUAUUCUAAGAAGAAGAAGAUAUAUAUUAUGGAUCACUGUUGAUUGCAUCACCACCAUAAAUAUCUUUUUGGCUGAAAUUCCACUUGGUAUUCUCAAUACUUACACAUGUGCUUGUCAAGAAUCUACAAUUUCAAUGGGUUUCAUAAUGAAAGGAGGAUUAAUUUUCACACUUAUAUGCAUUCGUCUAUCUGUAUGCUUUAUUUCCUGUGUUUAUGAGAAGUUCAACAAUGCAUUUACCGAUUCAGACAGUAAUAUACCAAAUGAAAGUGAAUGUUUACUAGGCAGCCAGAAAUCUAAUAUCAAAGAGACUAACGAAAUGUUAUUCGACAUGGAGGAGAAGUCUAUGUUUAAACAAAAACAUUGGUGGUUAUUUUUUCGAGUUGUGAUGACUUCCGGUUUCUUCUGUCUGCUUAUUUUAAUGGCUACAAUAUUCACCUUCAUAUUUAUUCAGCCUUAUCCUACUUAUAUACAAUGGUAUCAAGUUGAUGAAGACAAGCGUAUUUCAUUUUUGAAUCUAACUACUCCACAGUAUUUUCAUAAUGUGGAAAUAUUUCUUCAAGAGAAAUCAUUAAAUCAUUCAGAGGCAAAGUGGUUACACUUAGUAAGUCUAGAACAAAUUAUGCGCUUACAUUAUAUUCAUGCCAAUGAAUCGGUCACACUAGGAUUGUAUACCUACACAGGUAUAAAGUAUUUUCUGUUUAAACAGACUAUUCAUUAUAUGAAUAAUACUAAAGCACAAAAGUUUUCAUGCUGGGAAAUAAUAGAGGAUGAUUUAUAUAAAGAAUCAAUUUGUCAUAUGUCGAAAAAUCACUCAAUUCAAAUAAUUAAAGCUGUUAAAAUAUACUUCAGGUAUAUUCCACCAACAAAACAACAACAUCUUGGUAAUGUGGUAUAUAAUGCAACGAGAGUUAUUUCUAAUGGCCACAAGGUUUCAGAAAAUCCUGAUCUAGUGUUGAAAUAUUUCCGGAAUACUAUAGUACAUUUAUCGUCGGAAAAAGUAAAAAAUUCAGACAGUAGUCUCAAUCAAAAACAAUGGUCCAGCGGUCCUUUCAGAUCAUAUGACCUUCAUGCUGAUGACGAAGAGUACAUAAAGUAUCAGGAUACGGAUCUUAUACCUGUCAAAGAAAUAUGGAAGACAGGGAUUGCAAAAUGUCAAAGGUUUAGGAUCUUCGUUUGCUCAAUGCUGAAGUCGCUAGUAGACUUAUCCACAUUUCUCCGUCUUUUGUUGAACAAUCUGAUAAUAGCAUUAUCCGGUGAUGCAACAUCACUCUCAAGGAUUUUAAAGGACGAUCCGAAUUUAGUAAAUCUGCCGGACUUUGAUGGUAAUAUGCCACUACACUUUGCAGCUAUGUCAGGCUCUCCAGAAUGCGUAAAAGUAUGCAUUUCUGCACUACAGGCUCGAGAAGAUCUUGACUUUACUACUGAAGUUCGACGUAAAAACUUCAUGGGUAAAGAUGCUCUUACAGUCUCAAUUGAAAAUAGUGAUUAUGAGUCGUUCAGUUUAUUGUUGGAUGCAGGAGCACAAACAGACUACCGGUGUAUGGAUGAUGUGCCACCUCUCGUGGCUGCUUUGAACCAAGGUAACUUAAAGCUGACUACCCAUGUUUUGGAUGUGCUUGAAAUUAGUUUCGAUCGUUUACGUGAUUAUCGUUUCUGGUACCUAGCCUUACAUACUGAUCUCUCAAUAUCCUUGGCCUACUUCAAGCUGUUGAAAGCCCAUGCUGCACCGUAUCAUUUAAACGACUUCGAAGAAAUAUAUGCUACUGUCCUGGAAAAGGAACCGUCAACAAAAGGGAUUGAGGAGUUCUUAAUAUUCUUGGGGUUGGAUGCCGUGGAGCGUUGGUCCAUUUGUUCAGAAGAAAUAUUUCACUGUUUACUACGGAUUUCUUCAUAUUUUCUAAGAAAGCUUAUUCCAUUUAACCAAAACUUCAGCUGUGUCCACCGCUUGCAAAGUCUGGGCUUGUACAUACCCCCAGUGUCUGCUAGAGCCUGGUUAAGAAUCCUUUCGCAAUGGGGACUGCCGAAAAUUUUCAUUAAACAACCUGACAUACAGAAGCAGUUGAUUUGGAAUCUAGCAGAUAUUAAUGGAAGUCCCAAAUCUACAGUCCAUAACAGGUUUUUAUUACCGCUCGUACUAUAUUUUGCUGUUUUAACACUACGUUUUCCCCAUCCUGAUUGGACUACAUGGUGGCACGAGGCUUGUUUAAAGGCUAAUUUUAAUGAGCAACAAUUUAAAUUGGGAACACUUCUCGAAGUGCACAAGAGUAGACAAUCUAAACCUGUUUCUGAAUUCUUUUGGCGUAAUAUAUUCACCUUUGUUAUUUCACGUGCUGUUUUAUACAAUGAUUCAAAAAUUUUCUGUUUGUCUGACACUCAAAACUCUAUAGAUGAAUUUUUAAAUCAUUCCUUUUCUGAAUGUCCAGCAUUAAAACCGAUUAGUGCAAGAAAUCAUGAAACAUUGGUUCUCCAACUGCUGUCAUACUUUCCAGCAUCAAGCAUAAUUCCUGGGCAUGAGUUAUUUUUGUAUAUUGCUUAUCAUCACUUUUUACCAUUCAUAUCCGAUGAUAACGAAAGCUGCAUGGAUAUUAAUCGUAAUGUGUUGAUAACAGCGACAGUUCAUGUAAUUAGUCAUCAUUCUUUGCUGAAUCUUAUUGUAAAUUUUUCAGCUAGAAUGGGUUUUAUGUUUCUAAGUAACCUAAAAGAUUGGCCGCGUUUUAUACCAACUAACGAUAAAAUUACACUUCUCAAUAUGUUAAUUUCAUGUUACGUUGAAAGCAAUCGGUCAGUUAAAUUACCACAAAGUAUCACUCAGUUAUUACCAAUAACACCAGUGGAUCAUCGUAACUACUUGGACGAUUGGUUGAACAAAUGGUUAUCUCAGCCCAAAAGCUUGUCACUGUGGUCGAAAAUUGUGGUACGUAAUAAUCUUAGAAAUUCUAGAGAACACUGUACCUUACCUAAAAGGCCAAUCAAUGAUAUUAUUAAAACUUUACCUUUGGCUCCGACGCUUCAGGAAUAUCUUGCGAACAAUGAGUAUGCAUAG
Trichobilharzia szidati is the source of this 3339-nucleotide messenger RNA. The record is from the annotation of a GenBank genome assembly. Lineage: Eukaryota; Metazoa; Platyhelminthes; Trematoda; Strigeidida; Schistosomatidae.